AUGGUCAAAGAACUUCUUCGAAUCGGUGCCCAAUUUGUUGGGUACCGUGAAUAUGCUAGCCAAACUGAAGAAAAACUUGCAGAAGCCAACAAACUUGUCGACACUCUUACUCAAAAAUUUGAGCAGAGUGAAAUGGCUCGCAAGAAAGCUGAGCUUGAUGCUAGCCAAGCUAAAGCAGAAGCUGCAGAAGCUACAGCCAAAACUGCUGGUGUUGAAGAUCUGCAAAAGAGGCUGGCAGAUGCCGAAGCUGCUUUGGAUGAGCACAAGCCUAUGGUCAAAGAACUUCUUCGAAUCGGUGCCCAAUUUGUUGGGUACCGUGAAUAUGCUAGCCAAACUGAAGAAAAACUUGCAGAAGCCAACAAACUUGUCGACACUCUUACUCAAAAAUUUGAGCAGAGUGAAAUGGCUCGCAAGAAAGCUGAGCUUGAUGCUAGCCAAGCUAAAGCAGAAGCUGCAGAAGCUACAGCCAAAACUGCUGGUGUCGAAGAUCUGCAAAAGAGGCUGGCAGAUGCCGAAGCUGCUUUGGAUGAGCACAAGGGCAUAUCUCCAACACACGAUGCGCGCCGACACACGUGCUUCACCUCCGCGACGGCGCGGCCUCGCGCGCAGCCACGCACACCUGCAAGGCGGGCUGGCCGCCGCCCCGGCGGCCUCUACAUCGGCGAACAGCCCCAGGCUCCGCACCAUCCCCAGGCCCAGGCGGAGGAGGACGACCCGGAGCUGCAGGCGGCGCUCACGGCGUCCCGCGAGCGGAGCGAUCUCGACGAGCUGGCCAAAUGGCCGCACCUCGCCGAGACGCUGCGCGCCUCCGCGCUGGAGGAGGCGGCCAGGAAGGCCCGAGGAGGAUGCCCGGGGCGGAGGCGUGGGCCUUCCUCGAGCCGGGCGCACCGUCGGGGAGGAGGCAACGCGUCGGGCGGCGCCUCCGGGAGGAGGAGGAGCGCCGGGCUGCGCGCCUAG
Molecule: messenger RNA, 957 nt
Organism: Lolium perenne
Lineage: Eukaryota; Viridiplantae; Streptophyta; Magnoliopsida; Poales; Poaceae
Source: RefSeq, a predicted model, not a curated record